Messenger RNA from Apiotrichum porosum, 771 nucleotides. RefSeq lists its product as uncharacterized. The transcript is spliced from 5 exons. The record is from RefSeq and is a predicted model, not a curated record. NCBI's taxonomy places the organism in Eukaryota, Fungi, Basidiomycota, Tremellomycetes, Trichosporonales, Trichosporonaceae. Bases 1 to 771 code for a protein of 256 amino acids.
AUGAACGGUGUUGCUCUUAUCACUGGUGCUGCCUCGGGUAUCGGCGCUGCCACUGUCCGCGCCUUUGUCGCCCGCGGCGUCACGCGCCUCGCUGUCGCCGACGUCCAGAAGGACAAGCUCGCAGCCAUCGCGGCCGAGCUGCCCAACGUCGAGAUCGCCUCGUUUGUCUGCGAUGUGUCCAAGGAGGAGGAUGUCAAGGCGAUGGUGGAGGGCACGGCUGAAAAGUUUGGCCGUAUCGACUAUGCUGUCAACUGUGCCGGUGUCGCACCGCCGCCCGGUCCCACGGCCCAGUGCCCCACGGAAGACUACGACAGGGUGGUCGGCAUCAACCAGCGCGGCGUCUUCUUCUGUGUGCGCGAGCAGCUGAAGGUAAUGGAGAAGCAGGAGCCACUGGCAGUCGAGGCAGACACGGUGCGCAACCAGCGCGGGUCCAUUGUCAACAUUGCCUCCAUCGCGGGCCUCAUCGCCCUCAGCGGCGUGCCCGGGUACAUCUCGUCCAAGCACGGCGUCAUCGGUCUCUCCAAGGCCGUCUGUGCAGAGUACGGCGGCAAGGGUAUCCGCUGCAACAGCAUUGCACCAGGAUUCGUUGACACGCCGAUGAUCCAGGGUUCCCAAGUCGCCGAGAUGCUCACACAGCUGCCUCCCGUUCCCAUGAAUCGUGUUGGCCACCCGGAGGAGAUUGCCGAUGUCGUCACCUUCCUCUCCUCCACUGGAGCCUCGUUUGUCAACGGCGCUACCUGGACAGUGGACGGUGGUUACACUGUUAUCUAA